AUGCACGACACUCCCGACAAACCCAAAACUAGCAGUUUGGAUACUAGUGCUGACGAGUCCCCGAAGCUCCAGGUAGCUGUUGUUGGUGGUGGCAUAGCGGGUCUUAGUGUUGCAAUUUCUUUAUUGCAGCACCCGGGAGUCAAUGUUCAAAUAUACGAGCGAACCAAGGUCUUCCGAGAGAUCGGGGCUAGCAUCAGCCUGGGCCCCAAUGGGCUCCGGACAUUGGAGAAGCUCGGUGUCGAGAAUGCAAUCGAUGGCAGCGUGUGCUCACGGCAGAUAUCCGACUAUCCAAUGAUAUAUCGGCAUUGGCGGACCGGAGAGGUGAUCGCUCGUGACCUCCACAAGACCGUUAAGACCAAAAAGCAUUUCACGGCGCGAUUCCAUCGUGCACAUCUCCAUCAAGCCCUCCUGGAACAUGUUCCCCGGGAAAUUGUUCACAUGGGUAAGAAGACCGUCAGCAUUGUUGCUGAUCGCGAAGAGGGAGUGACCUUGACCUUUGAGGACCACACCACUGCCAAGGCGGAUAUCUGCAUUGGUGCUGACGGAAUACACUCGAAUGUCCGCAAAACCUUUGUACCAGGUCAUACGCUUCGCCGCACUGGUUGGACAGCAAUGCGCUCUGUGUUCGACGCUUCACUGGUGAAAGACGUUAAUUUCCCCGAAGAUGCCUCCCACUGGAUCGGCCCCGAUCGAAGCUUCUUUCAUUCAAAGGUCGGCAAGGGAAUGUUCACCGUUGUCGGGGGUCUUCAUACCGACCCAAACGACCCAGCAGACACAGUGCAAUGGGACGACGGAUACAGCAUGGAUAAAUUCCGGGAGCUCUACAAGGAUUGGCAUCCCGCAGUCCGCUCGCUAAUCGAGGUAACACCCCACACACGACUUUUCCCCAACAUGGCUGGGCGUGCGCUGGACACAUGGACUUUUUCUCAGCGUGUGACCUUGGCCGGGGAUGCCGCCCACACACACGGCGGGGCCUUCGCCGCCGGAGGAUCACUGGCGAUUGAUGAUGCGUAUGCACUAUUUCUUGCCCUCAACCACGUCUGGCCUGCGGCUGUGGCACAAUCGAGGAAGCCCACGGUCGAACAGCUGGGCGAGGUUUUUCGCCUUUACGAGGCCACUCGGAAGCCACACAUCGAAAAGAUUCUUAAUGCAGUGCAUCUGCAGGUCAUUGGUCACAAGCCCAAGUUAGAGGACGGUGAUAUAGAAACGGAUGAGAUGUUGGAAGAGAGAGUGCGUAAUCGGCCGGACCCAUCAUGGAUCAGUGAACACGAUGUGGAGAGCGCCUUUCAAAAUGCCAUUGGCGCGAAGGACCUGGGUUUGAUCAAGAUUCCCUCUAAAUUAGCUUAG
Molecule: messenger RNA, 1347 nt
Organism: Penicillium crustosum
Lineage: Eukaryota; Fungi; Ascomycota; Eurotiomycetes; Eurotiales; Aspergillaceae
Product: FAD-dependent oxidoreductase
Exons: 4
Coding region: 1-1347 (448 amino acids)
Molecular function (GO): FAD binding; monooxygenase activity
Source: RefSeq, a predicted model, not a curated record